AUGAAGACCACCGGACUACUCACGCUCCUCUUCACCUCGAUGGCUGCUACUGCUAUCGCCAGCCCCAACGCCCUGCCCAUGGGAGUUGAGGUUGUCGAGAUUGACGGUAAGACCACUGUCCGCGAGGUGCCUCACGCACUCCUUGGCCGCGGCCUUGACAAACGCUGCCGCGAGUGUGUUGGCCAGGGCGGAUCUUGCACAAUUGGUGACGGCAGCUGCUACGCUGAGGACCCCCCACUGUACUGUACCUGGUGCGGUGACAAGUGCGGAUCCCGAUGUGUCCGCCAGGGACAGACCUGCCAGCAGACUUGUGUCUAG
Molecule: messenger RNA, 318 nt
Organism: Fusarium sp. VM40
Lineage: Eukaryota; Fungi; Ascomycota; Sordariomycetes; Hypocreales; Nectriaceae
Source: the annotation of a GenBank genome assembly